Molecule: messenger RNA, 1857 nt
Organism: Eremomyces bilateralis CBS 781.70
Lineage: Eukaryota; Fungi; Ascomycota; Dothideomycetes; Eremomycetales; Eremomycetaceae
Exons: 2
Coding region: 278-1558 (426 amino acids)
Source: RefSeq, a predicted model, not a curated record
AGUGGGGGAGCGGAGACGGCAGAGGAACAUUCCCCUGAAACCCUCCGCCACGGCAAUAAAAUCGGGCCUGGAAAGGUCGAGGAAGACCAAAAACUUGAUAUGAAUUGCUCAUGGACGAACGGAUCAUUCUGUUCGGGUGUUAGCUAUCUAAAUAAUGCAAUGGAAGUAACUGUUCUUAUCCUCAGUCCUCCUUGAGUCAAACGUACCAAUUAUUGCACCGGUAGCAUUUAAUCUCCAUCCACAUCAUCCAAAGUCGAGAAGUCGGGAACGUCCUACAAUGGUCAAGGGAUAUAGCUUCGAAGAGGCUUCGGCCGGAUUUCGCAAUCAUCUCCCAGAUCUAAACACACCACGCUUCAUCAAUGCGAAAAGCCAAAGUCCGUAUGAAUACUCGAACACAUUCCGCGAUACCCAACAUCCGCCAUGGCUCUACAGCCUAACAAAAGCAUGGGAGCAACUCCUAGAGGAACCUUACAAAGGAGUCACGGUAGACGGCAGUAUACGGCAUGGCCUCUUCAAACACCAAGACGAAGAUGUUCCCAUGGCGAACAUCGUGUCGACAGUCAAAUCAUUACUCUCAACGCUUACACCCGACCAAGCGAGUCAGUUUCGCCAUCCUCUUAAUUCCAAGGCCUGGCGCAGUUGGUCGAACCCCGAGUUCCUCCUUCGUCCGCUGGGACUCCGAUUGGAAGAAGUAUCCGAGUCCGUGAACGGGGGGAUUCACCGAGUGAUGCAAGCAACGUUAUCUCCGGAGGGAUAUCAAAAGGCAGUUGCCACUAUGCGCAUCAACCACUUCCUCGGCGAGCUGGUAUCACUUCCAAAGAUUAUGAACGACCAGUCGUACAACUUCCUCCUCUUCGGCGAACCCUCCGAGUCGGGGCCGUGGGGAUGGUCGUUAUACGGGCACCAUCUAUGCCUGAACGUGUUUUUGCAGGGGACGCAAAUCUUCAUUUCGCCGACGUUCACCGGCGCGGAACCGAACGUUAUUGAUUCGGGGAAAUGGAGGGGGACGGAAAUUCUUCACACGGAGGGAGCCUUGGGACUGACACUGAUGCAGAGUCUGCCGGUGGAUACGCAACGGAAAGCCCAAGUGUUCGAGGAGCUGAGGGACCCUAGGAUGUUACAGUCCGGCGAUCUAACAAAAGAUCGGUGGAAUCGAGACGACCAGAGGCAUAUGUGUGGAGCCUUCCGAGACAAUCGCAUUGUCCCCUAUGAAGGAGCCUGCGCCUCGAGCUUUACCACGGAACAAAAACAACUCAUCCUUGAAAUCGCUAACGAGAUGCUGCUCUAUAUACCUGGUACGGCACGGAAAAGGAGACUAGAGCUGAUUGCGUCGCAUUUUAACGAGACGUACUUCUGCUGGAUAGGGCAGUACGGGGAUGCGGAUCCUUUUUAUUAUCGAAUCCAAAGUCCAGUGAUCAUUUUGGAAUUUGACCACCAUUCGGGCGUAUUCUUGACGAAUGAAGAGCCGGGAAAGUUCCAUACGCACACGAUUGUGAGGACGCCAAAUCAAGGGGAUUAUGGGUGCGCCUUGCGGAAACAGGAAGAUGUGGUCUUGUAGCUGUGUAUGAGCGGGGGCACAACUGCCGUGCCGACAGAGUCGAAGAUGUGGUUUGAAAGGAAUACAUAUUCGAUACAUAUCACGCUAUUUCUCGUUCUGGAACCUGUUAACCAGUGUACCGAUGUACGGUAGAAUCUCAACGCCGAAUUCGUCUCCAUCCUUGAUGGAGACUUUCGGCUUUCUUGCAAAUCCCACGCCGGCCGGGGUUCCCGUCAUGAUUAUCGUACCGGCGGGCAGAGUCGUGCCUUGCGACACGAAGCUGACUAGUUUUGGAACGCUGAAUAUAAGAUCGCUAUCAC